Messenger RNA from Cavia porcellus (domestic guinea pig), 1005 nucleotides. RefSeq names its product olfactory receptor 14C36-like. The record is from RefSeq and is a predicted model, not a curated record. The transcript has a single exon. Gene Ontology annotation, biological process: G protein-coupled receptor signaling pathway. The coding region runs from base 1 to 1005 and encodes 334 amino acids. Gene Ontology annotation, molecular function: G protein-coupled receptor activity; olfactory receptor activity; odorant binding. Gene Ontology annotation, cellular component: membrane. Lineage: Eukaryota; Metazoa; Chordata; Mammalia; Rodentia; Caviidae.
AUGUCCAACUCCACCACGAUGAAGGACUUUCUGCUGCUGGAGUUCUCUGACCUGCGGGAUCAACAGAUUUUCUAUGCCAUGUUCUUCUCUCUGGUUUAUCUGGUCACUGUAAUAGGAAACCUCAUCAUUGCUGUGGUCACCACUCUUGAUGAAAGCCUUCACACACCCAUGUACUUCUUCCUCAGAAACCUGUCUAUGCUGGACUCAUGCUACAUUUCUGUCACGGUUCCCAACUCCUGCGUUAACUCCCUGCUGGGGAACAGCUCCAUUUCCAAGGCAGGAUGUGCUACUCAGGUCUUCCUAGUGGUUUUCUUUGUGUUCGUGGAGCUGCUGUUUCUCACUAUCAUGGCUCAUGACCGCUUUGCAGCCAUCUGCAAUCCCCUCCAUUAUCCUUCAAUAAUGAACCAUCACCUGUGUGUCCACUCCACGCUGGCCUCUCUGCUCAGUGGCUUGGUCUAUGCAGCCCUGCACACCAGCAACACCUUCCGGCUGUCCUUCUGCCACUCACAUGCUGUCCAGCAGCUCUUCUGUGACAUCCCUGCUCUGCUGAAACUCUCUUGCUCCGACACCUUCAGCAACUGGAUCACCAUCCUCAUCUCUAUUCUGGUGGUUGGUGGUGGCUGUUUCAUUUUCAUCAUCAAGUCUUACAUUCACAUCUUUUCUGCUGUGCUCAAGUUACCAGCGGGAGCAGACAGGACAAAGGCCUUUUCCACCUGUGUGCCACACAUCCUGGUGGCAGGAGUCUUCCUCAUCUCAGGCUCUUAUGUCUACCUGAGACCCUCUACGAUGUCUGUCGGCACCUGGGACAUGGUCCUGCCUAUGUUCUAUUCUGUAAUUCCCCCCCUCUUGAACCCUAUUAUCUACAGCCACAAAAACACACAGAUACAAUAUGCCCUCAGGAAACUCAUGACCAGAAUGGUCUUCUCAGGAAAUGUGCUGAGAAUCAGGGAGGCUUUCCCUACCCAGCUUAGUCAUGGUCAUGUUGUGGCCCAUCAGUACACAUAA